AGCACGUCAUUAGUUUUUUUCUCUCGAGUUGAUCGUGUGUGAGUGCAAAGGAAUUUUUUCCAAUUUUCACAAAGAAUUUUAGUGAAUCCUGUUUAAGUUUUUGCACUUGUUUAAAUUUUUAUAAUGAAGAAACUGUAAUUAAAGCAUAAGUUAAAUUCGUUAUGGAAAAAUUUCCAUUGAAAGGUAGUAGAGAGAUUGCAGCUGAAGGUAAUAGCUAUAUUACUGCAUAUCAAUCAGUAUUGAAAAAGUCGAACGGUCAUACAGGUGCCAUAGGAGAUAUUACUGCUGCUCAGGAUCAUCCAUUGGCUACGUCCUCUUUAACAAAGGAAACUAACGGCACUGCAGCAACAACUGCACUCACAGUUGGUGAAGACGACGACGAAAUGAUUGACAUCACACCACAUUCAAGCCCAGGCGAUGGCGGGCACUCGUCGAAUUUCAAUUACAAGCGUCACACUUCAGCGGACUCAGAUUUAGAGGGAGAGCGUGAGCAUCAUUACUCGCGCAAUCACCACCAUGUACCAACACAUAGCGCCUUCGGUGAUAUCAAUGAUAGUGGAAUGGCAUUCUAUGGUGCGUCGGAUGCACACGAUGAUAUACCUGGAAUUGGGCAAUACGAUGAUUUUCACACAAUCGACUGGCAACGCGAUAUUGCUCGCGAUCGCAUGCGUCAUCGGUAUAUAGUUAAAAAACGACAGGAUUCAUUAUGGGACCUGCUGAAGGGUGCUCAUGAUGCAUGGUCUGGUUGGCUGUGUGUGCUAUUUGUUGGUAUUGCUGCUGGCUUUGUUGCCGGCAUGAUCGACAUUGGCGCUAGUUGGAUGUCUGACUUGAAGCAUGGCAUUUGCCCACAAGCAUUUUGGUUUAAUCGCGAGCAAUGUUGUUGGCCAACCAAGCAGUCGGUGUUUGAAGAGGGCAAUUGCUCAACGUGGAAAACUUGGCCGGAGAUUAUGGGCAUGGAUCGCAAUGGCACUGGUGCCUAUAUUAUGUCUUACUUCUGGUUUAUUAUAUGGGCGCUAAUGUUUGCCGCAUUGAGUGCUUCAUUGGUACGCAUGUUUGCUCCCUACGCUUGUGGUUCUGGUAUACCUGAGAUUAAGACCAUUCUUUCGGGCUUUAUUAUACGCGGUUAUUUGGGCAAAUGGACUUUGCUAAUCAAAUCUGUUGGUCUCAUGCUUUCGGUAUCGGCGGGCUUGACGCUGGGUAAGGAAGGCCCUAUGGUACAUAUUGCCAGCUGCAUUGGCAAUAUAUUCUCGCAUAUGUUUCCAAAAUAUGGACGAAAUGAAGCGAAGAAGCGUGAGAUUCUAUCCGCAGCUGCAGCUGCUGGCGUUUCGGUGGCUUUUGGUGCACCCAUCGGUGGUGUGCUCUUCUCACUCGAGGAAGUCUCGUACUAUUUUCCGUUGAAGACAUUAUGGCGUUCAUUCUUUUGCGCAUUAAUAGCCGCGUUCGUUUUACGUUCGUUGACACCAUUCGGCAAUGAGCAUUCAGUAUUAUUCUUCGUGGAAUACAAUAAACCAUGGAUAUUUUUCGAACUUAUACCUUUCGUGUUCCUAGGAAUAAUGGGCGGUGUGAUCGGAACUAUUUUCAUCAAAGCGAAUUUAUGGUGGUGCCGUUACCGUAAAUUUAGCAAGUUGGGCCAAUACCCCGUCAUUGAAGUACUAGUAGUGACACUCGUCACCGGUAUUUUGUGCUUUCCCAAUCCAUUCACACGCAUGAACAUGAAUGAACUUAUUUAUUUACUCUUCAGCCAAUGUUCGCCGGGGGAAACCAACAAUCCGUUAUGCGAUUACAAGCGUAUGAACAUUACGAAUGGCGCUACAUCCUCCAUAGAAGUGACAGAACCGGGCGCUGGCGUAUACCAUGCCAUAAUUUUAUUGCUACUAGCUUUCGUAUUUAAAUUAGCUUUGGCGGUUUUCACGUUUGGCAUGAAGGUACCAGCGGGCUUGUUUAUUCCCUCCCUCCUACUAGGUUCAAUUAUGGGGCGUAUUGUAGGAAUUGGCGUCGAACGUUUCGCUUAUAGCUAUCCAAAUAUCUGGCUCUUUACGGGUGAAUGUGUUAAUGGCAAAAAUCUGAUUACACCUGGUUUAUAUGCGAUGGUGGGUGCAGCUGCAACUUUGGGUGGCGUAACACGCAUGACAGUCUCAUUGGUAGUCAUCAUGUUUGAGCUAACAGGCGGUGUUGGCUAUAUAGUUCCCUUAAUGGCAGCAGCUAUGGCUUCGAAAUGGGUGGGCGAUGCUCUCGGAAGACAGGGUAUAUAUGAUGCGCACAUCGCUCUGAACGGUUAUCCGUUCCUCGAUAGCAAAGAAGAGUUUGCCCAUACAACUCUGGCAGCUGACGUAAUGCAACCAAAGAGGAAUGAAACACUCAAUGUUAUUACUCAAGAUUCAAUGACUGUGGAUGAUAUUGAGACAUUACUAAAGGAAACGGAGCAUAAUGGGUAUCCAGUUGUAGUGUCCAAAGAAAGCCAAUAUUUAGUGGGGUUCGUGCUGCGCAGGGAUCUCAACUUAGCAAUAGGAAAUGCGAAACGUCUAAUCGAAGGUAUCACUGGCGCAUCAAUAGUAUUAUUCACAUCUGCAGCGCCAACGCAAAAUUUGGGACCACCACCGCUUAAAUUAAAGAAAAUACUUGAUAUGGCACCGAUAACGGUGACAGAUCAGACACCCAUGGAAACUGUGGUGGAUAUGUUCCGAAAGUUGGGCUUACGGCAAACACUGGUUACACACAAUGGCCGGUUGCUCGGUGUUAUAACCAAGAAGGAUGUUUUACGUCACGUUAAGCAAAUGGACAAUGAAGAUCCAAACACUGUCUUGUUCAACUAAUUGGUGAUGCGCGUUAAAGAACCGAGCGUCUGCCAUCCUAGCCAGUCGGCAGUUUAUCACCGAGGCAGAUUGUUUGCUGUACCAGAAUAAUGUAGCUGAAUUAUUUACGAUAUCAUUAUUGUUAGUCUAACUUAAAUAUGCACAUGUAGAUGAUGUGUGGCUGGAAAAUUCGCUCUAUUAUCUUUAGCACACAUUAUGUAUGUAUGUAUUCCCGAUGUAUUGUAUUUAUCUAUUAUUUAUUUUAUUAGCAUCACUUUAUUUGGGCGGUGCCAAAUUUGUUUUUAUUUCUACAGCUGGGAAUAUUCAAUUAGAUGUGUAAAUGUAACCCAACUUAUUCCAUAUACAAGUUUCUAUAUAUUUUUGAUAUGUUUUAUGUGAAUUGUCGAAACUUGCAAUAUAUUCUCAACAAGUUUUAAUAUUUUCCUUGCAUCCGUUACUUUACAAAGAGAGCAACACUAUAUUUCUAUCAACGAUUUUAUUUAUAAAAUAGGAAAAAAUAGGGUCAUUUAGGAUAAAAUUAUAACAAAUGCACCUAACUGUGUAAUCUACAUUAUAUAUUUACGAAAACGAAAUUACGUGAAGCAUAGUUGAAAGAGCAUAAAUAUUUGCAUUAUUUUAUGUUUCCUUUCAUAUCUCGAUUGUGUGUGAUUUUUUGAAAAGAAAAAUGCAAAACCGCAUAAUGCAAUGUACAAAGGUCGAGGUCAAAUAUCGCAACAACUAUACACACAUAUACUUCUAUGUAUAUAUACAUAUGUACGAAUGCUUUUCGUGUCUCUAUUUUGUUUCUGUAUAGUCUUCCCCGUGUUGUAUUGGAUCGCAGGCAUGUCUUGUUUAUAUUCAGCAAUAAUUUUGGCAUAAUUAUGCUACAAGUAACGUAACAAAAUAUGUGGAGCAAAUGUUUAUGUAUGUAUAAUAGUAAUGAAGCACAUUUAUUAACUAUUUUGUGUCUGUGAUCUGUAAACAAAACUAAAUAAAUUUUUGAUAAAAAUAUUCAAUGGAAAAA
Messenger RNA from Anastrepha obliqua, 3816 nucleotides. RefSeq names its product H(+)/Cl(-) exchange transporter 5 (gene ClC-c). Gene Ontology annotation, cellular component: synaptic vesicle; early endosome; membrane. The record is from RefSeq and is a predicted model, not a curated record. Bases 162 to 2813 code for a protein of 883 amino acids. Gene Ontology annotation, molecular function: voltage-gated chloride channel activity. The transcript is spliced from 14 exons. NCBI's taxonomy places the organism in Eukaryota, Metazoa, Arthropoda, Insecta, Diptera, Tephritidae. Gene Ontology annotation, biological process: transmembrane transport; chloride transport.